Messenger RNA from Thecamonas trahens ATCC 50062, 1635 nucleotides. RefSeq lists its product as uncharacterized. The record is from RefSeq and is a predicted model, not a curated record. Bases 1 to 1635 code for a protein of 544 amino acids. The transcript has 2 exons. Lineage: Eukaryota; Apusomonadida; Apusomonadidae.
AUGCCGACCACCACCACCACCACCCUCUCGACCGCCCUGACGUUCUCGGUCUCACUGCAACUCUCCAUAGAGCCACUGGCCUUGCCAACGCCAACCUCUCCCGCUGUCCGCCCCUUCUCGGUCACCCUCUCCACCCAUGGCUCGCCAGCAGCCAACGCCCCGCUCCUCGCCCCGACCGUCGAUGGGGCCAUGCUCCGCUGCGCAUGGCCCGCCCCGCUCGAGAUCACCACAAAGAUGCUGCUGGCAAAGGACGGCCGCUCCCUGAGGGCAAAGCCGGCCCGCAUCUCAUUGAUGCAGGCCAAGAAGAUCGGCUCGCGGAGAAUCCGCCCGGUCGCCGUCGCAGACAUCGAUCUCGCCGCCUACCAUUCUGCACCGGCUCGCGAUCUGGUCUUGCCCAUGGUCCUGACGGGCGCCGGGAGCAAGGUGUUUGCCUCGGUCCAGGCCGUCAUUUCUGUUGCUGUUACUGACGCGCCUGACGACGACAACAGCGUGGUCGAUGGCAGGGCCGGCCCGCGGUCGCGCGAGGAGCUUCUCUGUGCGCCGCACGCACUCAUUGUGGCGACGACAAAGCCCGGCGUCCUUGUCGAGACCAUCAUCGAAGGCCGCCAUCAGAAGGCUACGCCCGGCGGAGGAAGCGGCAAGGACAAAGCCAAGGCCAAGGGCAAAGCCAAGGCGCCGUCGACGGUUGUUGAGCUGGCAACCGUCGAUCCGGCGAGUCUGCCCAUGGGCGACGUGUUUGUUGACGCUGCACCGCGGACCGGCUUUGCCGGCAUCGUUGUCCUCGGCUCGUCACUUGCUAUCUUCCUCUUUGCUGUCUCGUCGUACGAGCAGCUGAUGGAGGCGCUGCGACAGGCGACGUUCUCAACCUCGAUGUUCCGCUUUGCGGGCGUCCACCUCUCGGGCCGCAUUCCGGGCCUUGCGCUUGAACCAGUCCGCGAAGCUGCGCUUCUUGUUCCGCUCUCGAUCAAUGGCCGCAUCGGUGAGCUCUCGCGGCGAAUGCUUGGCCUCGCCUCGCCGCCGCUGGCCGACGAGCAAGCGCGGCUGUUUGGCGCGCGGCUUCUUGCGCUGCAGACACUGAGCAACGGCUUUCCGAUCAGCAUCAACGACGCCGACGUCGCUGCCUACGCCGCUGCCCUCCCCGACUACCGCCGUGUCGACGCCGAGCGCUGGGCAUCGGCCGCAGCGCGGCGCGAAAACAUGUCGCGCGACGACCUGGUCGCCGAGGCCGCCGCCGCCGGCGCCACCGCCGCCGCCGCCGUUGCCCACGCAGCCCAGCUCGCAGCCUCGCUCACGGCGGCCGACUCACGGAUGGAGACUGCCGAGCUCUCUGUCCGCGCCCUCCGCGCCACGCUCACCAACGAGCGCGACGAGCGUGCUGCUGAGGCCGCCGCCGCCGACGCCCGGGAAGCUAAGCUCAACGUUGCUAUCGACGAGGCCCACGCCGCACUUGAUCGCGAGCGUGCCGCCCGCACCGCCCUUGCUGCCGAAAACACCGCCCUUGCCGCCGAGCUCGAAGCCACCCAACUCGAGCUGGCUCAGCUCAAGGCCGAUUUUGCCAACCAGAGCGUCAAGCUCGCCGACACUGCCUACCGCGCCGAGCAAGCCGAGCUUGUUGCCCGAUCCCGCCGGGCGUAG